Molecule: messenger RNA, 1560 nt
Organism: Haliotis rufescens (red abalone)
Lineage: Eukaryota; Metazoa; Mollusca; Gastropoda; Lepetellida; Haliotidae
Product: probable methyltransferase-like protein 24
Exons: 7
Coding region: 131-1078 (315 amino acids)
Source: RefSeq, a predicted model, not a curated record
AUUCAAGGUGAGAGUGGUCAGAUGAUAAACUUGACCAGUGGAAUACUGUGGCGUGAGUGCUGUUGAAGUCAAAUCCAACGACAUCAGUGACGACAGUGAUCACCUGCACCUCUGACAGUGAUUUACCUGUAUGAAGGUACCUUGGGACCGCCUCAGGAUGAAGAUAGCCCGGUAUGCCCCCAUGGUCAGUGCCCUCAUAGUGUCCGUGGUACUCCUGUACAUAGCUUCCAGGACGAGGCCGAGACAACCAAUGUUUCUGGAUCAACAAGACAGGGUCGGACUCAAGUCCAACGCUCAGGAUGGAACAGAAGAGAAGAAGUCCCUCCCAGAGCCAGCGUUAGGUACCGGGGAGGGCGUGCCCGCCCAUCCAAUCCCCUUGGAGGACAAGCUCCGUACCAUGACCAACAAACAACUGGCAACUCUUUAUAACGAUUAUCUUACCAACGUGCAAGUGUUGUGUCGGGACAAGAUUAGGAUGGGCAACAUUCACGGCGGCGGCUGGGACGUCUGUGUGGACGGACAUUACAAGCUGAAGAAAGACAACUGCAUCGUCUACUCAUUCGGCAUUGACAACGACUUCAGCUUUGACGAUGACGUCGCUGACACCUUCGGCUGUGAAGUGCAUGCUUUUGAUCCCAGCAUGAAUAAGGACGGCCACCUGAGGGGGAAGCUGAUCAACUUUCACAACCUCGGACUGGCGGACAUCAAUGGUAACGGCAAGAGGAGUUGGCCAAUGAAGACACUCCCGGUCAUCAGACAAGACAACGGACACGCCGAGAAAGAAAUUGACUACGUAAAGAUUGACAUCGAAGACUCCGAAUGGGGAGCUUUGAGAUACGCUUUCAAAACCGAUGCCCUCAAAGGUAUAAAGCAGCUGUCGUUGGAGUUCCACAUGUUUGGUAAAGAGGAGGUGUCUAGGUACAUCGCCCGGCUGAACGUCCUCCGGGAGUUGUACAACCAGGGCUACAGGAUAUUUUGGACACACAACAACGUGGUCUCCGCCUGCAGGUUCACCUCUGUCUUCGAUGGCAGACAGAGAACCAAGUGUCAUGAAGUCUACUUCCUCAAGUGGGUUUAAAGUUCGCCACGAUCAUAGAGGCCAAUAGACAGGGAACCAGAGGUCAUGAAGUCUACUUCAUAAAGUGGGUUUAAAGUUCGCCACGAUUCAUAGAAGCCUUCAGACAGGAGUGUCAUGAAGUCUACUUCCUCAAGUGGGUAUAAAGUUCGCCACGAUUCAUAGAAGCCUUCAGACAGGAGUAUCAUGAAGUCUACAUCCGGAAGUGGGUGGUUUAGAGAUCGCCAGGAUUCAUUCACGAUCAACCAGUUUGAGUUGAAUUUGUAUAUCUGACUUCAUUGCUUUUACCCAAUCCACAAUAUUCACCAUUGUGUGCUUUGAACCAACGGUAACACUUAAGUCUAUGGACCAUGGCUGUUUAUGGAAUCACUUGUGUGUAUAUAUUGUAAAUAGUGCUCAUCCAUCCGUGUUAAUAUUGUACAUAGUUCAUGUCAUUGCUGUAUUUAAUUCAUUUCCAUUCGAAUAAAUUAUAUACAUUCUACAAA